This is a messenger RNA of Chanos chanos (milkfish), 987 nucleotides long. RefSeq names its product C-type mannose receptor 2-like. The coding region runs from base 1 to 987 and encodes 328 amino acids. The transcript is spliced from 5 exons. The record is from RefSeq and is a predicted model, not a curated record. Lineage: Eukaryota; Metazoa; Chordata; Actinopteri; Gonorynchiformes; Chanidae.
AUGAUGCUGGAUGCCACCAUGGAACCGCUUUUCCUCUGCUUUGAUGCAAAGAACUUCAGUCAUCCUUACAAACUGAUGACUACAGGUAGAAACUGGUCUGAGGCUCAAAGCUACUGCAGAGAACAAUACACAGACAUGGUGACUGUGAGGAACGAGACUGAAAAUGAGAAGAUAAGGAACAUGAUAACAGAGUCUGGAAUGGAUGGAAAUGCCUGGAUAGGAUUGUACAGAGACAACUGGGCAUGGUCAGAUGGGAGUAAGUCCUCAUUCAGAUACUGGAACAAAAAUCAGACAGACAAUCAGGGAGGAAUAGAGAACUGUGCUGAAAUAACUCCACACACGAGAGACUGGAACGAUCAGAGCUGUUCAGUUCAACAGCCGUUCAUCUGUUAUCAAGAUAAGCUUGUUCUGAUCCGUGAAAAUAAGACCUGGUCAGAAGCUUUGAGUCACUGCAGAAACAACCACGUGGACCUCGUCUCUGUCCAUGAUGAGAACAUGAUACGUUGGGUGAAGGAAAGGGCCAAGAAUGCCACCACUGACUACGUGUGGCUGGGUCUACGCUUCUCUUGCACCCUGGGCUUCUGGUUCUGGGUGGAUGGAGAGUCUGUCUGCUACCAGAACUUGGUUCCAGGUAAUUGGACGAAGGUUGAGGUCUGUCAGGACGAAGUAUUAACAGGAGCAAUCAAGUCAAGAGUGGAGAAGCAGGAGUGGGUCAGUCUGCCAGAGACUCGUAAACUUAAUUUCAUCUGCAGUGCUUAUGAGGGAGAAAGCUCACAGGCAUUGCGUUCCUCCUGCACUGUGACGUUCUGGUUCCAGGUGAGUGGAGAACCUGUUGCCUACAACAACUGGACUCCAGGGAACGGGACAAAGAUGGACAAGUGUGAGACUGGAGGAAGAACAGGAGUAACACAUCCAAAAGGGGAGGAGCAGAAGUGGGUCAGUCUGCCAGAGAGUCACAAACUUAUCUUCAUCUGCAGUACGGAUUAG